Molecule: messenger RNA, 3923 nt
Organism: Tachyglossus aculeatus (Australian echidna)
Lineage: Eukaryota; Metazoa; Chordata; Mammalia; Monotremata; Tachyglossidae
Gene: TBCK
Product: TBC1 domain containing kinase
Exons: 27
Coding region: 287-2971 (894 amino acids)
Biological process (GO): protein phosphorylation
Molecular function (GO): ATP binding; protein kinase activity
Source: RefSeq, a predicted model, not a curated record
UGCCCCUCCCGCGGAAACCGCCGGGCCUGCAACCCGUCUGCUCCUGCAAACCUAUGCGAUGACUGAAGCGCAGAGGAGGCGAGUGACUGGCCCAAGGUCACACGGCAGACAAGUGGUGGAGCCGGGAUUGGAACCCGGGACCGUCUGAUAUCCCAGGCCCGGGCCGUACCCUCGCCGCCGUGCCGUGCGCCUGCAGGAUGCUCACAGUCCGGCCCUCCUCAUCGAUCGCUCAAGUCUUCUAGACUGACUACCGCCUGUAAGUGGAAAACCAGUGAAGAGAAGAACGAUGUUUCCCCUGAAAAACGCUGAAAUCGGCGCCUUUACAUUCUUUGCCUCAGCUCUGCCUCAUGAUGUGUGUGGGAGCAAUGGCCUUCCUCUUACGCCGAAUUCCAUCAAAAUCUUAGGGCGUUUUCAAAUCCUCAAGACCAUCACCCACCCAAGACUUUGUCAGUACGUGGACAUCUCUAGGGGAAAACACGAGAGACUGGUGGUGGUAGCAGAACACUGCGAAAGAAAUCUGGAAGACUUCCUGCGGGAGAGGAAACCGGGAAGCUGCUUGCAGGUAUUGCAAAUCGCAUUCGAGGUCCUGCAGGGCUUGCAGUACAUGAACCAACAUGGCCUGAUCCAUCGGGCCCUAUCUCCUCACAACAUCCUCUUGGACCGAGAGGGACAUGUUAAAUUGGCUAAGUUUGGACUUUACCACAUGACAGCCCAUGGCAUUGAUGUUGAUUUUCCUAUAGGGUACCCAUCCUAUCUGGCACCCGAAGUAAUUGCCCAAGGAGUCAUCAGAGCCGGCGAUCAUGUGCCAAGUGAGAAGCCGUUACCCUCUGGCCCCAAAUCUGACGUGUGGUCUCUUGGCAUCAUUUUAUUUGAACUUUGCAUGGGAAGAAAAUUAUUUCAUAGCUUGGACAUUGCUGAAAGGCUUAAGUUUCUACUAACAUUAGGCUGCGUGGAUGAUACUGUGAUCGUCCUGGCUGAAGAACAUGGAUGCCUAGACGUCAUAAAGGAGCUCCCUGAAAAUGUGAUGAGUCUGUUGAAAAAGUGUCUCACAUUCUAUCCUUCAAAGAGACCAACCCCAGAUGAGUUACUACGGGACAAGAUGUUCAGCGAAGUGUCCCCUUUGUACCCCCCCUUCCACAAACCUGCCGGCCUGUUUUCACCUUCUCUGAGAUGUGCUGAUUUAACUCUUCCUGAGGACAUCAGUCAGCUGUGCAAAGAUGGAGAUAGCGAUUACCUAGCAGAAAGAUCCAUUGAAGAAGUUUAUUAUCUGUGGUGUUUAGCUGGUGGAGACUUGGAGAAGGAGCUUGUCAACAAGGAAAUCAUUCGAUCAAAACCGCCUGUCUGCACACUUCCCAAUUUCCUCUUUGAAGACGGUGCGAGCUUCGGUCAAGGACGCGAUAGGAGCUCCCUGUUGGAUGACACGACUGUGACCUUGUCACUCUGCCAACUGAGAAAUAGACUGAAAGACGUCGGUGGUGAAGUGUUUUACCCUUUGCUGGAAGAUGACCGGACUAAUCUACCCCACUCCAACAGUAAUAAUGAGCUGUCUGCAGCUACCACACUCCCUCUGAUCAUCCGAGAGAAGGACACGGAGUACCAGCUAAACAGAAUUGUGCUAUUUGACAGACUCCUGAAGGCCUAUCCAUACAAGAAAAAUCAAAUCUGGAAAGAAGCCAGAGUUGACAUUCCUCCUCUCAUGAGAGGAUUAACCUGGGCUGCUCUCCUGGGAGUUGAGGGUGCCAUUCAGGCCAAGUAUGAUGCCAUUGAUAAAGACACUCCAAUUCCUACAGAUAGACAAAUUGAAGUCGAUAUUCCUCGCUGUCAUCAGUACGAUGAAUUGUUGUCGUCCCCGGAAGGUCACGCGAAGUUCAGGCGCGUAUUAAAAGCCUGGGUGGUUUCCCAUUCUGAUCUCGUAUACUGGCAAGGCCUUGAUUCCCUUUGCGCUCCAUUCCUCUACUUAAAUUUCAACAACGAGGCUCUGGCUUAUGCUUGCAUGUCAGCUUUUAUCCCCAAAUAUUUGUAUAACUUCUUUCUGAAAGACAACUCACACGUCAUCCAAGAAUAUCUGACGGUGUUCUCUCAGAUGAUCGCAUUCCAUGAUCCGGAGCUGAGUAAUCAUCUCAAUGAGAUUGGCUUCAUUCCAGAUCUUUAUGCCAUUCCUUGGUUUCUCACCAUGUUUACACAUGUCUUUCCAUUGCACAAGAUCUUCCACCUCUGGGACACAUUACUUUUGGGGAAUUCCUCCUUCCCAUUCUGCAUCGGAGUAGCCAUUUUACAACAGCUGCGGGACCGGCUUUUAGCUAAUGGCUUUAACGAGUGCAUUCUCCUCUUCUCCGACUUACCAGAAAUUGACAUAGAACGUUGCGUCCGUGAGUCAAUCAACCUGUUUUGCUGGACUCCGAAAAGCGUGACCUACAGGCAGCACGCGCAGCCUCCGAAACAGACCGUCGAUCUCAACGGCGGCGGGAGAAAUUCAGCGCCCUAUUUCUCAGCGGAUUUCCAAGAUGCUCCAAUGACAGACCUGUCACGAGAAGCCAUCGACCUGGAUGAUCUGAAAUCUGAGGUAUCACCCCGAAUUUCAGCCGAGGACCUGAUUGAUUUGUGUGAGCUGACGGGAUUGGGCCACUUCAAAACUCCCAUCAAGAAAACCAAAUCCAACAAGCCAAAGCUGCUGGUGGUUGACAUCCGAAACAGUGAAGACUUUAAUCGCGGUCACAUUCCAGGAAGCAUCAACAUACCGUUUAGCUCAGCACUCGCUGCGGAGGGAGAACUCCCUCAGGGCCCGGCCUCAGCCACGCUGCACAACUUCAGAGGGAAAGUCAUUGUCAUCGUGGGACACGUGGCCAAGCACACAGCCGCGUUUUCAGCUCACCUGGUGAAGCACAGAUAUCCAAGGGUUUGCAUCCUUGAUGGGGGCAUUAAUAAGAUCAAGCCAACUGGUCUUCUCACAGUUCCGUCCCCUCAGAUUUGAGAAUGGUCAAGAAUGGUCUAGUACAGAGUAACAGAACGGUGGCUUGUGGUCUGUAAAUAGGCUGGAUCUUCAGCCCGUUAUCAUUUGGAAAUGAUAUUUACAGCAGAGAGAAUCGGUAAUAUUUCCAUUCCAAUGUGUCAGAAGGGAACCCCAAAAAGAAUCCACGACUUCACUGUUUGGCUCCCUGGGUGGCACGCUGUGUUUAUUUCAAAAGAGAUUUCCUCACCCGUGAAAUGUAAUCGAGUUCUAAGCCAUUCCCACAAGCAGAACCCAGCGGACAGCUUUGGAGUAGUAAGGAAUAUUGGUGCUUUGAAGACAACUCUUUUAGCAAUCCACCAGAAGAGGUUAUUUCAAGCACAAAAAUUGGAAGCUGCAGACCAAAAUCAUCCUGUUCCUCCAUUAAUGGACAUUUGGAAGAGGCUCACAGUUCAUUUUUGAAAAACAAACGCUCAAGCGAGUGAUUCACUUCAGAGCCGGACAAAUGGUUUGUGUUUCUUGGAGUCCUAUAAAAUGUAGCCAACGAACAUUCCAGGAAAAGUAAAAGAUGUCCCUUGACUUUAUGCCCCUCCACCCCAACCCCUUUUUUCAAUCAGAAAACUUACCCAUUUAACUUGAAUUGUCUCCUCAGUUCCAUACGGCCUCCGCGGAACAUUUCAAUGCUGACCUUCAGUGACGCUCUCUGAACUGAGAUCCUUUUCAAAUGAAGUGCUAUAAGUGAAGGUCAGGCUAUACUCUGAUCCUUGGCAAAUGGUUUGGCCUGGCAAACAAUAUCACUGGUGUGCUCUACAGGCCUAGAACUCAUGGGAAUUGGAAAAAUUCACUGGCUUCCCUCACAUUCUCCUUUUUAGGACAUCACUCUGAUUAGAGAUGAACAGUUAGGUCGCCUCGUUCCUUGCCAGCUAAGCUUCACUUCCUGUCCUUUCUGAAGAAUUUCAGGAGUGCCAUUUGUACU